Malus domestica (apple) is the source of this 627-nucleotide messenger RNA. Lineage: Eukaryota; Viridiplantae; Streptophyta; Magnoliopsida; Rosales; Rosaceae. The record is from RefSeq and is a predicted model, not a curated record.
AUGGCAUAUGUGAACACCAAUGAAGUUGAUGGAGAUCACAUUUGGUUCCUGGAUUUAGGUUACAGUAACCAUAUGUAUGGAAAAAGGGAUAUGUUUUCAGACUUUGACAACAACUUUCGAGAGUCGGUGAAUUUGGGCAACGACUUGAGUCUCAUUAUGUUAGGCAAAGGCAAUAUAAGAAUGGAGAUCAAAGGGAUGAUACAAGUUGUCACUGGAGUUUUCUAUGUGCCAGAGCUAAAGAACAAUUUACUGAGUAUUAGACAGCUCCAAGAGAAGGGACUUGCGGUGCUCAUGCAACAUGGAAAAUGUAAGAUUUUUCAUCCUGAGAAAGGUCUUAUCACGAAGACUGAGAUGUCAUGCAAUCAGAUGUUCGUAGUGCUUGCACAAUGUCCAUCAAAGGAGCAAAGGUGUCUUUCCUCCCUGACCAUAGAUCAAUCCCAACUUUGGCAUUGUCGUUAUGGACAUCUUAGUUGGAAUGGGCUUAAAAUUCUCCAACAAAAGAAGAUGGUUGAUGGGUUACCUCAGAUCAAAGCUCAUUUGACAGUUUGUGAGAAUUGUUUAGUGGGAAGGAAACCUCGUGAUCCAUUUCCAAAAGAAAGUAUAUGGAGGGCGUUUGAGACUCUUUAA